Messenger RNA from Ceratitis capitata (Mediterranean fruit fly), 626 nucleotides. RefSeq lists its product as uncharacterized. The transcript is spliced from 2 exons. The record is from RefSeq and is a predicted model, not a curated record. NCBI's taxonomy places the organism in Eukaryota, Metazoa, Arthropoda, Insecta, Diptera, Tephritidae. Bases 86 to 520 code for a protein of 144 amino acids. Gene Ontology annotation, biological process: sensory perception of smell. Gene Ontology annotation, molecular function: odorant binding.
GCUCAUUUAGAGCAGUAUAAAUACGACCCACCAGUGCCUUAACCAGUCAGUUACAACCGAAAGUGAGACCCAAACGUACUUCAAAAUGAAAUAUUUCAUUGUAAUCCUGGCAGCUGUUGUACUUGCUCAGGCAGCUGACGACGACUGGGUACCCAAAACUCCCGAAGAGUUCAACGCUAUACGCAGAGAAUGCCACAAGGAGUUUCCCUUUAGUAAAGAAUUGCAGAAACAGGAGGACAAUCUAGAUUUUUCUGAUGAUGAGACAGUACGCAAAUAUGAAGUAUGUGUUUUCAGGAAAUGGGGCAUAAUAGACGCGGAAGAUAACUUCCAUGGCGAGCGCUUAGUAAAGCAAUUCGAUGCUGUAUUAGACGAAGUAGAAAAUAUUGAGCAAAAAGUGAAUAACUGCGUGGAUAAGAAUGAGCAGGGUAGCCCUAUUGAUGUGUAUGCCUCCCGAAUUCAAAGGUGUAUUGAUAAAACUGAUAUUGCUCCCAACCUAUUAAAAGUUAUAGGGAAACUAUAAGAAAUGCUGUAUUUACACAGUUAAAUCUGGUAAAUUUGUAUUUACAUAGCAUUUUACCAAAAAAGACAAGAAUAAAAUAAAAUUUAUAAGAUGUCUUCUGCAGUAA